CCAUCCUCCACCUCCGUCCUCUUCGCCCGCGGCAUCAUCGCCCGCCUCCAAACCUGGCCCGCCCUCCGCAUCGCCGUCCACCAAAACUGGGGCGGCCCCCACUCCCUCGCAAAGCAGCGCUGGCUCGCCUCCCUCCUCGUCGACGCCUUCGAAGACCCCUCCCCCUCCCCCACCACCCCCGACGCGCUCUACGUCGAGGAGAUGCUCCUCCAGGUCAUGGACGACGAGUUCGAGGCGAACCUCGAGGACGGGAGCGCGGAGGAGGUGGCGAGGGAUGUGGUCAGGCUGUGGGAGGAGGUGGGCAGGGGGGAGGGGGGGCUGGUGGGUGUGUUUGAGGAGAGGGCGGAGAGGAUGGAGGGCAAGGUGCCUCACGGUGAGGACGACGAAGGCGACGACGACGACGACGCACCACAGCUCGUGGAAAGACCACCAAAGCAGGAACCAGAAGUCGACGAGGACGGGUUCACGACUGUAAAA
Molecule: messenger RNA, 477 nt
Organism: Serpula lacrymans var. lacrymans S7.9
Lineage: Eukaryota; Fungi; Basidiomycota; Agaricomycetes; Boletales; Serpulaceae
Exons: 2
Biological process (GO): maturation of SSU-rRNA from tricistronic rRNA transcript (SSU-rRNA, 5.8S rRNA, LSU-rRNA)
Cellular component (GO): nucleus
Source: RefSeq, a predicted model, not a curated record